UUCCUCCACCCUCUCUGCAGAAUCAACAGCCACCGCAGUACAACGACUCUGCCGCUGCUCAACCGGCCGUCUCGGAUGAGAUCCGCAGCCUCUGGGUUGGGGAUCUGCAGGGCUGGAUGGAUGAGGAUUACCUCACCAGAUGCUUUUACGCUACUGGGGAGGUAUGCGAUCUACACACAACUGCGCGGUUCCUCUCUUUUUGAUUGGUCAUUUACUAGUUUUUUUGUGUUGUUGUUCCCACAAACAGAUUAGGUUUGAGUGUAUAUGUAAUUGGGAAAUAUUAUGAUUUUAGGAUUUGUCUAUAGCGCAUGCUCGUGACUGUUGACGAAUGAAGCUUAUAAUACAUUUUUAUUGGCUGGAAACCGAAAAUCAUUCUAAACCUUUUGGUUGGAUAUGUUGUUAGUUCAUUCCCUAAUUGCAGGUUACCUCUGUUAAAGUUAUCCGUAACAAGCUAACUUCACGACACGAGGGGUAUGGCUUUAUUGAAUUUACCAGUCAAGCAGCUGCUGAAAAGAAUCUUCAUGCUUUUAAUGGCACCCCAAUGCCCAAUGCUCAGCAGAACUUCAAACUUAACUGGGCUUCUCCAGGUUCAGGAGAAAAGCGUUUUGAUAAUUCUCCCGAGCACACUAUUUUUGUUGGAGAUUUGGCUGCUGAUGUCACAGAUUACGUGCUUCAAGAGACAUUCAAAGUCAACUACCCUUCAGUGAAGAGUGCAAAGGUUGUUACAGAUAGGGCCACUGGAUGCACCAAAGGCUAUGGGUUUGUGAAAUUUGGCGAUCAAAGUGAGCAGCAGCGUGCUAUGAUUGAGAUGAAUGGAAUGUAUUGCUCAAGCAGACCAAUGCGGAUUGGGGUAGCUGCUAAUAAAAAGAAUCUGGGCACCCAGCCACAAGGUACUUGUCAAAAUGGCCAAGAGACUCAAAGUGAUGAUGACUUGACUAACACAACUUUAUUUGUCGGGAAUUUGGACACCAAUGUUACAGAUGAUGCUCUUAGGCAGGUAUUUUCAAACUACGGGCAGGUGCUUAACGUAAAAAUACCGGCAGGCAAGCGUUGUGGUUUUGUUCAAUUUGCUGACAGGAAUAGCGCCGAGGAAGCCCUGCAGAACUUAAAUGGAACCCAGUUGGGAGGACAGAGCAUUCGUCUUUCAUGGGGCCGUAGUCCUUCAAGCAGACAGCCGCAGGCUGAACAGAACCAAUGGAACAGUGGAUACUCUGGAUACACUCCUGGAUAUGAAUCCUAUGGGUACCCCCAUGGUGGUGGUGCUGCUACCCAGGAUCCAAAUAUGUACUAUGGAGGAGGGUAUGGUAAUUAUCCACCACCCCCACAGCACCAGCAGCAGCCUCAGGGAUACACAGGGUGAGGCCACUGGUUUUUUCCCCUUCUGAGUUAGAGAAUGUAAUAUAAUAGCUAAGGCCACUACUUUCCUCCUUUUGGGCUUAGUGGUGCAUGUCUCUGAACAAUUCUUUGUUGUGGGGACUGAUGUGCCCUUUCAGUAGCUUUUUAAAAUGCAUUCCUGCCUCCCACCAUUAUCUUCUACUAUCUUGGAUUUACUUUUUUGAUGAUUUUUUUUUUCAUACAAGAAAAACAGGCAUGUUAUUGAAGGGAAGCCUUCAUUCUCUUUUGGAUGACCAACAUCUUGUCUAGUUGUGUUUUGUCAUCUCCCCAAAUGUUUGGUUGGUUU
Molecule: messenger RNA, 1681 nt
Organism: Cuscuta campestris
Lineage: Eukaryota; Viridiplantae; Streptophyta; Magnoliopsida; Solanales; Convolvulaceae
Source: the annotation of a GenBank genome assembly